Messenger RNA from Linum trigynum, 1750 nucleotides. NCBI's taxonomy places the organism in Eukaryota, Viridiplantae, Streptophyta, Magnoliopsida, Malpighiales, Linaceae. The record is from the annotation of a GenBank genome assembly.
CCUGUCCCGGUCCGAUUCGCGUACUUGAUUGGUCUAAGAAACGGCCUGCCCUGACGACCCAUUGACAAAGUGCAUGAUCAAAUCCCCGGUGCCCAGCGAGCUAGAGCCUAGAAGUGGCGAAAUGACGACAGCGCCGAUGGCAGUUCCAUGGAAACAGCUUCUCCUGACAGCGUUAGAGUCCAACGCACACCUCAAGCAUUCUUCGUUUCUUCAGCUCGCGACAAUUGGAUGCAACGGUAGACCUUCGAACCGCACUGUCGUUUUCAGAGGAUUUGAAGAGAGCAGCGAUAAAAUUCAAAUCAACACCGAUUCUCGUACUCGGAAGAUUGAAGAACUAAAGCGGUGUUCAUAUGCAGAGAUAUGUUGGUACUUUACUGACUCUUGGGAGCAAUUCCGGAUCAGUGGACUAGUUGAUAUAAUUGAUGGUUCCAGUUCCGAUCCUGCAAAAGUUGAGCAACGACAUAGAUCCUGGUUUGCAAGUUCAGUGAGAUCUAGAAUGCAAUACCUGGGACCUAAUCCAGGUCUUCCAGCUUUAACUGAGCAUCCUCACCAAGAACUCGUCCUUGAUCCUUCUUCUGGCCCGGUUGCUGCAUUCUGCCUUCUGGUUUUAGAUCCCAAUGAGGUUGAUUACUUGAAUCUGAAGACUAGCGAGAGAGUAAUGUUUACCACUAGCACAAGCGUUAGUGGAGAAAAGUGCUGGAAUUCAGAGAAGAUCAACCCUUAAACUACUCAAGCAAAAUAUAAAUCCUUGUCAAACUACAAAUCUGUUUUUACAACUUACGAUUGGUUAGUACCUUGUGCAAAUUGAUGUACGCUUCUAAGGCCGUGUUGUAUGCAACAAGUCUGGUGAAUACCACUAAGAACCAGGAAAUGGAUAAAGCCUACUCUAGCACUUGUUGGGUGGGGCCCCAGAAUGUUUAGAUUACUCGAAAAGUUUUCCAGUGGAACUUGUACGAUCUGUCAGUUUACUGGGAAGCGGUAUCUUCUUCUUCUUCUUCUUCUUCUUCCUAUUUACACUCGCAACUGUUACUAGUCAGCAAUAUCCAUUUACUGUCUUCCAUACUCAUUGGUCCAGCGUAGUUCGUGUGCUGUGCAGUACCUAUAUAUGUCUUACGACUCUAUUGUUUGAUUCUGCUGACAACUAUCAUAGCACAUCAGACUUCCUGUACUACAUUCAGAUCAGUACCACCUUUGCUAUGACUAUCUGGAGUAUUAUUUCAUUUCAUAUUUUUUAUUUAGUACAAGUCUUGCUGGCUGCUAGUUGAAUAUCGAAUUUCUAGGCAAGUUUUCUCAUCCUUUGUUUGAGAUGAUGCAAAGCAUGGAAUUGGUGGAGCUACGGCGACUACUCCCCUGAUUGAGGUAUGUUUUGAAUCCUAUUAUUUCUAAUUCUAUUUUUCGGUGACUUCAUCCUGGCUGGCAUAUGAUUAUAGAAUCCUUACUGCUUGUUAACCUAUAUAUAUAUGACUACUCUUUGCCUCCAAGCUCUGUGCCCUCUUCUUGUUGAAAUUAGCCCCCAAUUUAGGAAUUUGAUGACUUUCAGCCAUCUUCCAAGCUGUCGGUGUCAUGAUCUACUGAGUCAUCAUUCAUACUACUGUUGCCUUUAUUUUCCACAGACUGACUGGUACAGAACUUGUUAGCCCCAAUUCACUUGAUUUCUUUACAGUGAAAUUCAGCAACUAAGAUCGUCGUUGUGGUGCUUCUUGUAGAUCCACAAUGAUUAUAUUCACCAUAAUCAACUGAAUGAUCUAUU